Octopus sinensis (East Asian common octopus) is the source of this 1299-nucleotide messenger RNA. Its product is annotated as zonadhesin-like. Bases 25 to 933 code for a protein of 302 amino acids. Gene Ontology annotation, cellular component: extracellular matrix. The transcript has 7 exons. The record is from RefSeq and is a predicted model, not a curated record. NCBI's taxonomy places the organism in Eukaryota, Metazoa, Mollusca, Cephalopoda, Octopoda, Octopodidae.
UUUGCCGAGUAUUCACAGAGCAACAUGUUUAACGUGGGAACAUUGAAACUGCUUGCAAUAAUUGCUUUCCCUGCAAUUAUUCUGCCAGCCAGAGGAGGUGCCACUUUGAAACCAUGUAUAUGUAAAGUGUCUGGUGACCCUCACUACAGAGCGUUCGAUGGACAAAUGAUACAUUUCAUGGGCACAUGCAAAUAUACACUGGCUACUAUUAAGAAGGGACCGAAUAAUACCUACUUUUCUGUUGAAGUAAAGAACGAACACCGAGGGAAUAACCGUAUAUCUUGCACACGUUUAGUGGAUGUCAAACUCACUGAUUUCACAAUUCGUCUGUUGCCAGCUAACAAAAUCUUGAUAAAUUCAGAAGAGAAAUCGUUACCCGUAAGAAAUUAUAAAGAGUUUUCAGCCACGUACUCUGUCGGGUGGAUUACAGUUACCACUGAAUGGGGUUUGAAGGUCAUGUUUGAUGGUAGACACAGAGUCACUGUUACAUUACCACCAAUAUUUGCCGAUCAACUGACUGGAAUCUGUGGAGAUUGUAACGGAGAAAAAGACGACUUCCGUACGAAAUCUGGUGAAGAUGUUUCUCAGAAAGCAAAUAAAUUUUCUUCAAUUGGUGCCAGUUACCAAGUUGAAGACGACAGUGAUAAACCCGAAACAAAAUGCAAAGUGAAUGAUGUUAAUUCGACUUGUUCAAAGGAGCAGACAAAAGAAUGUGAUUUCAUGAAUGACAAAAUCUUUGAAGCCUGCAUUGAAAAGAUCGGAGCUUCGCGUCUAGAAGAAUACUUGGAGUCUUGUAGAAUCGAUGUCUGUAGUUAUCACAUGAUCCUACGAACCACCACUCUGUUUUCUGUCAAAUCAUUGAAGGUUUUGCUACAGAAUGCGAAACUGUGGGAAUUUUCGUUAAUUGGAGAGAAAUAUCACAAUGCCCGAUGAAAUGCAAGGAAAAUGAAGAAUUUCAACACAAGACUAGCAGCUGCCAACCUUCGUGCGCUAAUAGAUCACCGAUGUGCACAGGUUCAAGUCAAGGUUGUGUUUGUAGACAAGGCUUUAUUCUGAGUGGUGAACAGUGUGUACCUGAAACAGAAUGCGGUUGUAUCGACAACAAGAUAUAUAUGAAGGUUAAUGAGGAAAUUAUAUCAGCAGAUUGUAAAACAAAGAAAAUAUGUAAACCUGGUAACGAAAUCGUAACAGAAGAUAUCACUCCUUGUGGUGAAAACAGCCACUGCGGAAUUGAAAGAGGGAAAUAUGCCUGUGUUUGUAACGAAAAUUUCAUUCUUCAUAAGGGAAAGUGUGUUCACA